AACCGGAAGCGGAAGUUACGAGUUGCAGCCCUUGGUUGAACUAUUUACUGUUUUUGACAGAACUGGGGCGUAAAAAACAGGAAAAUGAAUCGUGAAGAAGUCUGCGAUAGCUUAAUUAUAUGGAUGCAGACAUUUGAGGUAGAGGCAUCAUGUAAUUCAGCAGGAGAUCUAAGUGAUGGUGUGGCUAUGUCUCAAGUUCUUCAUCAAAUAGCUCCAGAUUAUUUCGAUGAGAGCUGGUUGACAAAGAUAAAACCUGAUGUCUCAACAAACUGGAGGCUGAAGGUCAGUAACCUUAAGAAGAUCCUUAAAGGAAUCUUAGAGUUUAAUGUGGAGAUACUUGGAAUAGAGAUACAGGAUUUCCAGAUGCCUAAUGUUAAUCACAUUGGUGAACACUGUAACACAUCAGAGCUGUCACGCUUGUUACAGUUGAUUCUAGGGUGUGCUGUAAACUGUGCUGACAAACAGGAAUAUAUACAGAGAAUUAUGUCCAUGGAGGUCUCUGUCCAACAGGUUGUAAUGAAUGCCAUACAGGAGCUGAUGAUGAAAGAAGUGUCAACCAAUGGGGAUGGGGAUUCUGAAAUGGCUGAUCAGUUGAAGAAAGCAGUUGAUGAUUUAAACUCAGCACUUGAAGACAAAGAAGACCUCACACAAAGAUGUCACGAACUAGAUGUACAGGUUGCAGGCCUACUAGAGGAGAAACAAGUUUUAUUCAGUGAGAAUGAAAGACUGCAGGAGAGGGUGAACCAGGCAGAGAACCUGGACGAACCUAGCCUGUUUCCUAGUACACCAGCAGGUAAAAGAUAUCAGCAGUUACUUCUACAGGUAGAAAAACUACAGGAAGAAAAUUUUAAGAUAGAUGCUGCAAGAGACGACUACAAGAUAAAGCUGGAAUUAAUGACAAAAGAAUUCAAUGACAUCAAACACAAAAACACAGAGUUAACAUCUAUAGCUGAGGAAGCCAGAGGAUUAAAAGAUGAAUUAGAUGUUUUACGUCAUACAUCAGAACAAGUUACAAAAUAUGAAACAAUGAUUGAAUCAUACAAGAAAAAGUUAGAUGAAAUGGGAGAUUUAAGGGUACAAGUGAAACUGUUAGAAGAGAAAAAUACAAAAUACAUGCAGGAACAACUAGAGAUGGAAGAGGAAAUGAGAAAGUCUGGUUCUAUGAAGCAACAGUUUGAUAUGUACAAACGUCAGGUCCAUGAGCUUCAGAACAAGCUGUAUGAUGAGACAAAGAGGGCUGAUAAGUCUGACUUUGAAGCUAAGAGAGCUGUAGAUAAAAUGGCAACACUACAGAGAGAAAAAGAGAGAAUAGCAACAGAAAGGGAUUCACUCAAAGAAAUGAACGACGAAAUGAAAUGUACACAGCUACAGACAUUAGAUGAUAAUGAACCAAACGAUCUAACAUCCACGCCCAGAGUGGAAAUGUUAUCCCUACCCCCAGAUAUUAAAGAGAAAAUUUUACGAUUAGAACAUGAAAACAAGAUGUUAAAAUUGCGAUCUAACAGUACUGAUGGAGGUGACAAUGACCAAGUACUACAGUCCAUGCUGGAUGACACAAACUCCAGAAAGAAUGAACUGGAAACAGAAUUAAGGAUAGCCAACCAGAAAAUAAUGGAGUUAGAAAGCCAAGUAGAGGACUUACAAGAAAAUCAAAAGACAGUUUCUAAUGAAGAAAUAAUUGUGAUGAAGAAAAAGUUGAAUGAACAGAUUCAGAGGACACAAGAAAAAGACAAUCAGUUAACUAAAAUAAAAACAGUUCAGGAUGAACAAGAAUCAAAACUCAGUGCUAACUCAGAUAAAAUACAAGAACUACAAGAUCAGUUACAUAAAAAAGAAGAUGAAAUUAAAUUGAUGGAGGCAAAAUAUAAAAAAUAUCUAGACAAGGCUAGAUGUGUUUUAAAAACUUUAGACCCUAGACAGAAUGUAGAUACUGGCCCUGAAGUCCAGGCUCUGAGGAAUCAGCUCUCAGAAAAAGAGAAAUAUAUAGAACAUAUGGAGGAAGAAAACAAGAAAUCCAGACUUAUACGAGAAGAAGAAGAGAAGUAUAUGGUAUCUUCAUGGUAUAAUUUAGGCUUUCAAUUACACAGACAAGCAACAGAAGAGCGACUUAACAACAGUACCAAUGGCAUGUCCUUCUUAGCUCGCCAACGACAAAUUAAUUCACGACGAACUCAGUCUAUACCAAAUGCUCACACGAAUUCAUCUCGAUGAAACUCUAUAGCCUUUUAAUGACAUGUGCAAUCUAUUUAUAACAUACUGUAUUUAUACCUCAUAAGAGUCAAGGUCAUAUAUUUUUGUUUUCCCUAAGGUCAUUUCAUUUUUUUCAUAGAAUAGAAGAAACUGCAUGAAACCUGCAAAGAUGACCAAUGCUUAGAUUUGUGUCAUUAACAAAUAUUUUAUUAGUUUUAACAAGUUAUCAUUAAUAAUAUAAACAUUAGGGCAAAGUUAGUUUUUUUUUGUAAUGAUAAACGCAACUGAUGUGAUUGAAUGUCUGUCAAUCACAGAGAACACUAUUGUAAUUUUAAUUGGUAUAACCAAAAAUAUUAUACCGUCAUAAGAUAUAGUUUUUAAAAGAUAUUAAAAUGAUAAUGUCUAUUUAAGUCUUAGAUACUUUUUAAGGAAACAUCAACAUUGAAUGAUAUUGUGUCAGUUUUUUUAAACCCAUUUUUUUCUUCAUUUGUAUGUCAUCUGUUAUGUAUGUCAGAUUUUGCUGUGAUUUGUUUAUACUAAACUGUUGUGAAAGUAAAAAUAUCAUUAUACAUAGAUUUAUUUUUCAAAUAUUUCUCAAAAUUCUUCAAAUGUUCAUUUGGAAGAAAUGAACAGAAGGAAGUUAGCCUCUUAUAGUUAGCUAUUACGCUUUCUCUAUAACUAUUUGAUAGGUGAAAAGUGUAGAAAAUAUUCAAUUUCAACUUUAAAAAAAAAGUAAAUAUUUGUAUUCUCUGGUUUUGGUGUUUGUAAUGUUUGAUUUAGAAUAUUAUUCAUCCUUAUUUGUCAGUUUUGUUUAUAUGUAUCAACUAUUAUUCAAUCCAUAGUAGUCAAGUGUUAAUUCAUAUGUAGCUAGAAUCUGCCUUAAUUAUAUCUUUUACAAUAUCUUAAUUUUGAACAACAAUCCUAAUCUUAAAUUGUAUGGAAAGUAUUUUAUGAUAAAAAUUCGUUUGAUAUAUGCUAUGUGUUUUAAGUGAAAAGUUAAGCUCCAUUAUUGUCACUUAUGUAACUAAAAAGACAAGACACACAUUUUAAAUACUCAGUUUAACUAAGCAAAUGUUUAAGUAUUAGCCAAGAUAUGAAUAAAAAGGUUUUUAUUUGUCAAAGUGUGUAAUAUAUUUAUAAUGAUAUUCAAUAACUGUGAUUUGCAUAUUUGUGAUAUGGACGAGAGAGAGAUAUACAUAUAUAAAACUAUAACUGCCAUCACUGUAAAUAGAUUUUCUCUAGUCAUAAAAUAUCAAAAUGGUUGUAUAGACAAGGGUUUAUGUUGUCCUAGUAGCAUAUUAAUUAGAAUUUUGCUGAUAUAUAUUUCUAUAUUUAACUUCAAAACUUAUUAUUUUAUUUUAGAAAACAUAUUUUUGUAGUCAAUUCGUCUGUGCCAACUUUGCCUCAUUUACGAAAGUCACAUAGGUAUGCUUUUUAAUUACAGAAUACCUUGCCUCUCCAGUAUGAUAGGAAAAACUAAACAUUUACUCAUUUUCACAGAAACUGGCAUGUACUUUUUGUAAAUAUUUUAAUAACAAUGACUUACCAGUAGAUAUGUUUUUGAUAUUCAUAAAGACAUAUUUAUUAUAUCAGAUACUUUCUGUUAUAUAGUUCAUGUAGCAGAUCCAAAUAAAUUCACAAAUAUUGUACAAGUAGAAGAUCCAAAUAAAAUUUCUAAAAAUGUAGCACAUGUAGCAAAUAAUUUUUAAUUAAAAGUAGAAAUGUCAGUGACAUAUGUUUUUUGUUAAAUAUAUAAAAAAAAGAUGUUUUGUUACUCAAGGACCAUUUUUAAUAAUGAUGUCGCUAAUUUUUUUGAGUAUUGAUACAUUAUUAAUACACUCAUGAUAACAUUGUGUUGUAUACAUAAGGAUGAAUCUCGAGUAGAUGUAUUUAUUUUGUCGUUUUGUAUAUACACAUAGAUCAUAUCCAACUUAUAACAAAUGGCUUAUAUUGUAAAUAACUAAAAACAUUUAUAAUCAUAUUACUAACACACUUAUCAGUAUAGAAAACAAUGCAUUUGAUAUAUUUACUAACUGCCACUAUAAAAGACUGUAUUUAUCCCAUGCUUAUAUUUAUUUAACCCCACUUAGUGCAAUGGAAUGAUAAAUUAUCAAAGUUUCAUUGAAUUCAUCUGUCCAUUUGCACUGUAUUUUAAGCAACUGCUCUAAAAUCCAGUGAUCUGAAUUUUCAAUAAAUAUUCAAUAUCUGUGUAUCACAUACUUUUCUACAUUGAGCAUUCCCCUAAGCAAAUCGUUGACUUUUCGACAUCAUUUUAUAUAUGGGUAUACAACUCUCCUUAGGAGUGAUUCCCUGUUUUUAUAGUCAAAGGGCCAAUUGCAUAUUAAAAAAAAUUCAAAUCAGAUAUAAUUGAUAUACAUCUAAAAACAUCCAAAUUUGAAUUCUACCACAUUUUUAUCUGGCUUGAAACUUCAUAUCUAUUUAUGAAGUUAUGUCUUUAGUCACAGUGGGAAAAUGGUAAGAAAAUUAAUAAAGUAAAUGCAAUGCUACAGUUAAACAAGUUUGUUGAUGCUAAGUAUAUGAGUAUGAGCAUACUCAUGCAGUAAAACUUAUAUGAUUUUGACAAUAUUUUUCCGAAAAAGGGCAUCAACUUUUAAGUUGUAUCAAAAUGACCGAAAUUAGGUGAAAAAAAAUCCUGAUCUUUGCUUCAGUGUAAUGUGUAAUAAGUUAAAAGGACAUUAUUUGCUUAUUUAAAUUCCAUCAGUUUAUUUUUGAUAAUUCAAUUGGUUCUAUCAUAGAGGUCAAUUGUUUGAAUAAAAUUUUAGAUUUUAAAAUGUCUUGAUUUGUCAUCCAUGAGAUUUGCAAGAAAACAAUAUAUUCUUUUAAACAUUGUGUUUCUUUGUUAAAAUAUUUUAAACAAACUCUUUCUAAUGCAACGUUGACAGUUUUGUAGAAAUAUAAUUUUU
Mytilus trossulus (common blue mussel) is the source of this 5114-nucleotide messenger RNA. RefSeq names its product protein Hook homolog 3-like. Bases 85 to 2211 code for a protein of 708 amino acids. The record is from RefSeq and is a predicted model, not a curated record. NCBI's taxonomy places the organism in Eukaryota, Metazoa, Mollusca, Bivalvia, Mytilida, Mytilidae. Gene Ontology annotation, molecular function: dynein light intermediate chain binding; microtubule binding. Gene Ontology annotation, cellular component: cytoplasm; centrosome. Gene Ontology annotation, biological process: cytoplasmic microtubule organization; cytoskeleton-dependent intracellular transport. The transcript is spliced from 22 exons.